CUGGGGAGGGGGAAGGAAGGCGGAGGGAACCAUGCGAGGUUCCGAGAUCAGCGGCUGGGGUCGCCUCGACAGACCGUUUCUGAGCCAGGAAUUCUGAAAUCCCCAACACUUCCUCCCUCUGGGGGAUUUGAUCCCCCAUGGCCACCGCUAACAGCAUCAUCGUGCUGGAUGAUGAUGAAGAAGAUGAAGCAGCUGCUCAGCCAGGACCCUCCAACCCAUCCCCCAAUCCAGCCUCACCUGGGUCAGAAGUCCCUGGCCUCUCUGACCUUCAAGGGGCUGGAGCAAGCAGUACUUCUGACGGCAAGAAAUGCUACAAGUUGGAGAAUGAGAAGCUGUUUGAAGAGUUCCUUGAACUGUGUAAGAUGCCCACGGCAGACCACCCGGAGGUGGUCCCAUUCCUCCAUAACCGGAAGCAGCGUGCCCACUCUUUGUUUUUGGCCUCAGCAGAGUUCUGCAACAUCCUCUCUCGGGUCCUUUCUCGGGCCCGGAGCCAACCAGCUAAGCUAUAUGUCUACAUCAAUGAGCUCUGCACUGUUCUCAAGGCCCACUCAGCCAAAAAGAAGCUGAAUCUGGCCCCUGCUGCCACCACUUCCAAUGAGCCCUCUGGGAGUAGUAACCCUCCCACAGACUCCUCCUUGGGCCCCACAAAUGCUGAAACCACUGCCUCUACGGCUUCAAGGACCCGUGGUUCCCGGAGGCAGAUCCAGCACUUGGAGCAGCUACUGGCACUUUAUGUGGCAGAGAUCCGGCGGCUGCAGGAAAAGGAAUUGGAUCUCUCAGAAUUGGAUGACCCAGACUCCACAUACCUGCAGGAGGCACGAUUGAAGCGUAAGCUGAUCCGCCUCUUUGGGUGUCUAUGUGAACUGAAAGAUUGCUCUUCACUAACUGGCCGUGUCAUAGAACAGCGCAUCCCCUACCGUGGCACCCGCUACCCAGAGGUUAAUAGGCGCAUUGAGCGUCUCAUCAACAAGCCGGAUGCCUUCCCUGACUAUGGAGAUGUGCUGCGGGCGGUUGAGAAGGCAGCUGCUCGUCACAGCCUUGGCCUUCCUCGACAGCAGCUCCAGGUUAUGGCUCAGGAUGCCUUCCGAGAUGUGGGCAUCAGGUUACAGGAGAGACGUCACCUGGAUCUCAUCUACAACUUUGGCUGCCACCUCACAGAUGACUGUAGGCCAGGUAUUGACCCUGCAUUAUCAGAUCCUGUGUUGGCCCGGCGCCUUCGGGAAAACCGGACUUUGGCCAUGAGCCGGCUGGAUGAGGUGAUCUCCAAAUAUGCAAUGAUGCAAGACAAAAAUGAGGAAGGUGAGAGAAAGAAGAGAAGAGCCCGGCUCCAAGGCACUUCUUCCUACUCUACUGAUCCCUCCAAGACCUCCUUGGAUUCUGGUGAGGGUCCUAGUGGAAUGGCAUCCCAGGAGUGCCCUACCACCUCCAGGCCUGAGACAGAUGAUGAAGAUGAUGAGGAAAGCGAUGAGGAAGAGGAAGAAGAGGAAGAGGCCACAGAUUCUGAAGAAGAGGAAUAUCUGGAACAGAUGCUGGAAGGUCGGGAUGAUGAAGAGGAGGAGGAAGAGGAGGAAGCAGGUAAGGAUGGAGACAGGAGCCCCAUGACCCUACCACAGAUCUCCACUGAAAAGAACCUGGAACCUGGCAAAGGGAUCAGCAGGUCUUCGGGGGAGCAGCAAAAUGAAGGACUCAUGGUGUCACCAUCAUUAGUGUUGAAAGAACCCCUGGCCCCCUUCAGCAUAGAUGCUGAAAGCAAUGGAAAACAGUCUGAGGAGUUGCCCAUGGAGGAAGAGAGCCCUAUAUCUCAGCUCUUUGAGCUAGAGAUCGAAGCAUUGCCCCUGGAUACCAACUCUUCUCCUGAGGAGACAGAUAUUUCCUCUUCCAGGAAGCAAUCAGAGGACCCCUUCACCACUGUCUUAGAGAAUGGGGCAGCUGUUGUCACCUCCACUUCUUUCAAUGGAGGUGUCUCUCCUCAUCCCUGGGGAGAUUCCAGUCCUCCUAGCAAGAAAUCUCGAAAGGAAAAGAAGCAAACAGGAUCAGGGCCAUUAGGAAACAGCUAUGUGGAAAGACAAAGGGCAAUGCACAUGAAGAAUGGGAAGAAGAUACAUAUCCAGCCCAGCCCACCAUCCCCUCUGGCUUCCAUGUCUCCGGUUGCUGAUUCCUCCACAAGGGUGGACUCUCCCAGCCAUAGUCUGGUGACCAGCUCCCUCUGCAGUCCUUCUCCAGUCUGGUUGUCCCAAAUCCCCCAGUCACAGCCUCCCCGGCCCAGUACUUACAAAAUGAGUGUGGCCACACAGUGCGAUCCAGAGGAGAUCAUCGUGCUCUCAGACUCUGAUUAGCUGCUUCCCCCUUUCUUCGCCUCCAAAAUGUUUUGGGAUAGCAUUGGAGGAUGGGGGGAAGCAAAUGACUGAGAAAGGGAUGAAUUGAGCUAAUCCCCUUUUGGUGGUAUUUCUUU
Nycticebus coucang (slow loris) is the source of this 2452-nucleotide messenger RNA. Its product is annotated as death domain-associated protein 6-like. Gene Ontology annotation, molecular function: histone binding. Lineage: Eukaryota; Metazoa; Chordata; Mammalia; Primates; Lorisidae. The record is from RefSeq and is a predicted model, not a curated record.